Messenger RNA from Petromyzon marinus (sea lamprey), 11161 nucleotides. Its product is annotated as FRAS1-related extracellular matrix protein 2-like. Gene Ontology annotation, biological process: anatomical structure morphogenesis; cell communication. Lineage: Eukaryota; Metazoa; Chordata; Hyperoartia; Petromyzontiformes; Petromyzontidae. Gene Ontology annotation, cellular component: membrane. The record is from RefSeq and is a predicted model, not a curated record.
UAGGAGCGGGGUUAACAGACGGCAUUCACAGCGGCGGCGCUGCCUAGGCUCUCGGCUCUCGCGAGGGGCAGCUCUGCGCGCUGCGCGGCUCUGUGUUGCGUGCGUGCGCUCCGCGUCCAGGCCGGUGCGCGUCUCCACUGCCAAUGCGUAAAUAUCGGGUGUCAUCCGCUCUGAACUCGGCGGCGCAGAGCGCUAUUGCGCGCCAGCCUGCGAGCAUGGCGAACCGCAGUGAGCGCGGCUCGCUGCUGCUGCUGCUGCUGCUCUCCCUGUCCGCGCUCGCCUGUGCGGGCACGGUGGCGGCGCAGAACGAGGACGCCGACCUCUUCUUCGAGCCCAGGUCGGGCCCGACGAGCGAUUCCAUUCUGGUGGCCAACAACGGCGUCCGCGUGCCUUUCGGCCGCUCCGUCCACAUCGACCCCAUCAACGAUCUGGUGGUGCAGCUGCAGCCGGGUGACCGGUGCGCCAUCACGGUGCUGGAGAACGACCCCCUGUCGCAGCGGCCCGGCAUGCUGACGCCCAAAAAGUUCCCGUGCGACUUCGGCCCCACGGACGUGAAGUACUCCCACUUCGGCUCGCGGAGCCCGACCAAGGACCGCGUGAAGCUGCAGCUGCGGUACGACACGGAGACGGGCACGGUGGUCAUCCCGUUCAUGAUCGAGGUGGAGGUGGUGUUCCUGCAGCAGGAGAUCAUCACGCGCAACCUGCCGCUCAACGUCGAGAAGCUCAUGGGCACCAGCGGUCCCAUCGACAAAAAGAUACUGGAGUUCACGUACAACCAGGCGGACGAGGUGUGCAGAAUCACGGCGCUCGUCGGCGCGGGCAACCUGCCGCGCUACGGCAAGCUCGUCAACUUCAACGCGAACCACCAGAUGACGAGCUGCGCCGAGUUCGUCAGCGCCGACAUCCGCUACGAGCACACGGCGCUCACGAGCACCCCGAACCGUGACUACGUCCCCAUGUUGGUGGAGCUCACGGACAAGGAGGGAGAAGUGCUCAAGCAGGAGUAUUUCCAGAUCAUGGUGCGCAUCAGAGAGGGAGCCGAGAACACGCCGCCAAAGCCCAGCUUCGUGGCCAUGAUGAUGAUGGAGGUGGACCAGUUCGUGAUGACGGCCAUAACGCCGGACAUGCUGGCCGCAGAGGACAUCGAGUCCGAUCCGGACAACCUGGUGUUCAACAUCACGUCCCCGCUGGGCCAUCAGCAAGGCUACAUCGUGAGCACGGACGAUCGCAACCUGCCCAUCACCUCCUUCUACCAGCGCGACGUCAAGGACCUGAAGAUCGCCUACAAGCCGCCGUCGGUCGACUCGGACGCGGAACGCAUUUUUCAGAUCGAGAUGGAGGUGGUGGACACGGAGGGCUCCGCGUCGGACCCCUUCGCGUUCAUGAUCGUCGUGAAGCCCAUGAACACGCUCGCACCCGUGGCGACGCGCAACACGGGGCAGCUGCUCUUCGAGGGGCAGUCGCGGCCGCUGUCGAGCGCGCAGAACCUCGAGAUCAGCGACGAGGACAACCUGGGAGACGUGCGCAUCAGCGUCAUCGACGGUCUCAAGCGCGGCGAGCUCACGGUGCUGGGUGCUCGCAAGAAAUUCUUCACCCCGGCCGACCUCGACGCCGGCAUCGUCGUGUACCGGCACGACGGCAGCGACACGUACAGCGACAACAUCAUAUUCCGCAUGAGCGACGGCAAACACGAGGUGGAGUUUCUCUUUCCCGUCACCAUCGUGCCCACCGAUGACGAGCCGCCCAUCGUGAACGCCAACACGGGUCUCGUGCUCUCCAAGAACGAAAUCGUGCAGCUGUCGCCCUUCGUGCUGAGCGCCACGGACAUCGACUCCGAGGACUCGACGGUCAGGUUCACGGUCGAGGAGCCGUACUCGAGCGUGGGCGAGCUCGUGCUGAGACAAAACGAGCCCGUGGAGGACGAGACGUCGUGGACCUUCGUCGAGUCGGAGGGCGUCUACGAGAAGGUGGUGACCGAGUGGCUGCAGCAGGACAUCCUGGACGGCAGGCUGCACUACCGGCACGUGGGGCCGCACAGCACCACGACCGUCAUGGACCAGUUCGUGUUCCGCGUUCAGGACGACAACGAGCCGCCCAACCAGUCGGGCGAGCACUCGUUCGUGAUCAAGAUCCAGCCCGUGGACGAUCUGCCCCCGGAGCUGGUGCCGGGCACCACCCUGCAGAUGACGGUGAAGGAGUACGAGCUGACGCACCUGCGCAAAAAGUUCCUGCGCUACACGGACCUCGACUCGGACGACCGCGACCUCAGGUACACGGUGAUCAAACCUCCCACGGACACGGACGAGAAUAACCCCGUCGCCUUUGGGCAGCUGGUCCUCACGGACAAGCCGGACACCGCGGUGAGCGAGUUCACGCAGGCGCAGGUGAACCACCACAAGGUGGCCUACAAGCCGCCCGAACAGGAGCUCGGCAUCACGCCCCACGUCGUUCAGUUCGCCUUCACGGUGGAGGACACGGCCGGCAACGGCGUGGAGGGCACCUUCAUCAUCUUCCUGCAGCCCGUGGACAACAAGCCCCCGCAGAUCAUCAACACGGGCUUCACGGUGCCAGAGAGGGGCACGUUCGUGAUCACGAGCCGAGAGCUGGACGCCACCGACACGGACACGGACGGCAACCAAAUCACGUUCACGCUCACGCAGGCCCCCAAGCACGGCCAGCUGCUGUACGUGAACGUGGCGAUGGCCGCGGGCGAGGUGUUUGCGCUCGACGACAUCGCGAACGGACGCGUCGCUUACUCCCACAGCGGCGCCGAGACGCUCGUCGACUUGUUCACGUUGGACGUGAGCGACGGCGUGCACGCGUUGCCCGUCACCGUCAAGGUGUCUGUGAAGCCGGUGGACGACGAGACGCCCACCAUCAUGCUGCCCGAGGGCACGCUCGGCUCGUACAUGGACGUGCUGGAGAACGGCGCCAGCGAGAUCACGACGAACGUGAUCCGAGGAACGGACGCCGACACGGACGACACGAUGCUCACGUUCAUCGUCGAGGACGUGCCCAAGUCGGGCGAGAUCCUGGUGAACGGCGCGCCCGCGGAGCGCUUCACGCAGCAGGACAUCAUCAACGGCGCGGUCCUCUACGCGCACACGGGCGGCGAGAUCGGCGCGCAGAAGCAGGAGGACGGCUUCAACCUCACCAUCUCCGACCUGUCCGACGAGUGGGUGGUGGGCGGUAACAACGUGCAGGGGGUGCGCGUCAGAGUCACCAUCCUGCCCGUGGACAGCGUCGCCCCCGUGGUGACGAUGGGGGAGCAGUUCGCGGUGAACGAGGGCGACAAGAACGUCAUCGCGCUGCACAACCUCAGGGCCGAGGACGUGGACACUCCCGACGAUGACAUCCUCUGCACCGUCAUCGUUCAGCCGACCUCGGGCUACCUGGAGAACAUCUCUCCGGCUCCCGGCUCGGAGAAGUCGCGCGCGGGGACUCCCAUCAGCGCCUUCACCAUCAAGGACGUGCGGCUGAGGCACGUCAACUACGUGCAGAGCAUCCACAAGGGCGUGGAGCCCGUGGAGGACAGGUUCACCUUCCGCUGUUCGGACGGCGUUAACUUCUCGCCCAGGCACUUCUUCCAGAUCGUCAUCCAUCCGGCCAACGACGAGAAGCCCGAGAUCUUUAGCCGAGAGUUCAUCGUGAUGGAGGGCAUGAGCCUCGUCAUCGACACCCCGAUCCUGAACGGCAAAGACUCGGACGUCCCUCCCGAUCCGCUCGAGUUCACGAUCACGAAGAAGCCCAAGCACGGGCAGAUCGUGCAGCAGAGGGCUACGGGCACCGUGCCGGUCGUGAGGUUCACCAUGGAGGACAUCACGGGCGGCUCCAAUAUCGUGUACGAGCACGACGACUCGGAGACGAAGGAGGACGGCUUCGAGAUCAGCCUUUCGGACGGGAAGAACAGCGUGGACAAGAAGAUCCUCAUCAUGGUGCUCACGGCGGACGACGAAACGCCGCGCAUGACCAUCAACGACGGGCUCGAGGUCGAGAUUGGUGAAGUCAAAACCAUCACCAAUAAGGUACUCAAGGCCACGGACCACGAUUCGGACGACAAGACGCUCACGUACAUCAUUCGUUUUGGACCCGGCCAGGGCUUCUUGCAGCGAGUAAACAAGGAAGAUGACGACUUUGACAACGUGACCGUCGGCAUGAACUUCACGCAAGACGAAAUCGACAAGGGUCUCAUCCAGUACGUCCACACGGGUCAAGAGGGCGUCCGGGACCUCAUCAAGUUUGACGUUACCGACGGGAAGAACCCUCUGAUCGAUCGGUAUUUUUACGUCAGCGUCGGCAGCAUCGACAUGGUCUUCCCAGACGUCAUCAACAAGGGGGUGACGCUCAAGGAAGGCGGCCGGGUCACGCUGACCACCGACCUGCUCAGCACGAGCGACAUCAACAGCCCAGACGAAAACCUCGAGUUCAGCAUCACGCGAGCGCCCAUCCGCGGCCACCUCGAGUGCACAGACAAGCCGGGUGUCCCCAUCGCCACCUUCACGCAGCUCCAACUGGCGGGCAACAAGGUCUACUACAUCCACAACUCGGACGACGAGGUGAAGAUGGACAGCUUCGAGUUCGAGGUGACGGACGGCUACAACCCGGUGUUCCGCACGUUCCGCAUCUCCAUCAGCGACGUGGACAACAAGAAGCCCGUGGUUACGAUCCACGAGUUGAGGCUCAACGAGGGCGAGACCAAGCUGAUCACGCCGUUCGAGCUGACCGCGGAGGAUCGCGACACGCCAGACCGCCGCCUGCGCUUCACCGUCACGCAGGUACCGGUGCAUGGACAGCUGCUCUACAACGGCUCCCGGCCCGUGAUGGCCUUCACCAAGCAGGACCUGAACGAGAACCUCGUCAGCUACCGGCACGACGGCACCGAGACGAGCGAGGACAGCUUCUCGUUCACGGUGACCGACGGCACCCACACGGACUUCUACGUGUUCCCCGACACGGUGUUCGAGACGCGCAAGCCGCAGACUAUGCGCAUCCGCAUAGUCGAGGUGGACAACGGCGUGCCCCAGAUCCUGGUGAACAAGGGCGCGCCCACUCUGCGCCUCCUGCCCACGGGACAUCUGGGCUUCAUGAUCAGCGGCAAGUCGCUCAAGGCGGAGGACCGAGACAGCUCCAAUCGGGUGCUCACCUUCACCAUCACACAGGGGCCCGAGCACGGCUUCGUCAUGAACGCCGGCCUGGGCAAUGACAGCGUCUCCACGUUCACGCAAGGUGACAUCGAUGAAAUGAAGGUUUUCUACGUGCUCAAUGAGGGGGACAACGCCACCAGCGACAUUUUCCAGUUCUCCGUUGAAGAUCUGGGAACAAACCAGCUGAAGAAUCAGGUGUUCCGCCUGAACUGGGCAUGGAUCUCGCUGGAGAGGGAGUACUACCUGGUGGACGAAGACGCCAAGUUCCUGGAGGUCACCCUUCGUCGCCGUGGGUACCUCGGCGAAACUUCGUUCGUCAGCAUCAGCACGAAGGACGGCACGGCCGAGAAGGACAAGGACUUCAAGGGGAAGGCCCAGAAGCAGGUGCAGUUCAACCCGGGCCAGAGCAGCGCCUCGUGGAAGGUGCGCAUCUUUGCCGACGCCGAGUACGAGACGACGGAGACGUUCGAGAUCGUGCUGUCCGACCCCGUCAUGGGGGCCCUCGAGUAUCCCGACGUGGCCACCGUGGAGAUCGUGGACCCGGGCGAUGAGUCGACGGUGUUCAUCCCGCAGGACGUUUACCGCGUGGAAGAGGACAUCGGGGAGCUUAUAGUGCCGGUGCGUCGCUCGGGAGACACCAGCCAGGAGCUGAUGGUCAUUUGCUUCACGCAGCAGGACACAGCCACGGGCACCAUCCCCAGCUCGGUGCUCUCCUACUCGGACUACAUCAGCCGCGCGGACGACCUCACGAGCGUCCUGCGCUUCGACAAGGGCGAGACGGAGAAGCCGUGCCGCGUGGUCAUCAUCGACGACUCGCUCUACGAGGACGAGGAGGCCUUCAACGUCACGCUGGGCUCGCCCAUGGGAGGUCGCGUCGGCGCGGAGUUCUCCUCGGCCCGCAUCGUCGUCCUCGCCGACACGGACGACGAGCCGUCGUUUUAUUUUGGCGACACCGAAUACCACGUGGACGAGAGCGCGGGCUUCGUGGAGGUGCGCGUCUGGCGCACGGGAACGGACCUCUCCAAGACGGCGACGGUGACCGUGCGAUCCCGCAAGACGGAGCCCGUCUCGGCUGAAGCUGGAGUGGACUAUGUAGGAAUCAGCCGGAACCUGGACUUUGCGCCAGGCGUGACGAUGCAAAAUUUCCGCGUGACGAUCCUGGACGACCUGGGCAAGCCUGUGCUGGAGGGCCCCGAGAGCUUCGAGCUGGUGCUGCGCAUGGCGGUCAACGCCGUGCUGGGAGAGCCGAGCCGCACCGUCGUCGUCAUCAACGACUCCAUCUCCGACUUGCCGAAGGUGCAGUUCAAGGAGGCGUCGUACUCGGCGCAGGAGAACGACGGCGCCGUGUCGGCGGUGGUGUACCGGAGCGGCGACGUGAGCCACCGCUCGUCCGUGCGCUGUUACACGCGGCAGGGCAGCGCCGAGGUGAUGGCCGACUACGAGGAGCGGCCCAACACCGACGACUCGAUCGUCUCCUUCCUACCAGGCGAGAUAGAGAAGCCGUGCACCGUGGUGCUGGAGGACGAUCAGCUGCACGAGGAGGAGGAGGAGCUGCGUCUGGUGCUCGGCUCGCCCAAGAGCGAGUCGCCCUUCGGGGCGUCGAUCGGCGAGCAGAAUGAGACGGUGAUCAAGAUCAAGGAUGACACCGACAAACCCAUCAUCAGGUUCAACGAGACCAAGUUCAGCGUGAAGGAGCCCACAGAGGCGGGCGGCGUGGCGGUGGUGCGCGUGCCCGUGGUGCGGGUGGGCGACGCCUCCAAGCUGUCGGUGGUGCGCGUGCACACCAAGGACGGCUCGGCCACCUCUGGGGAGGAUUACCACCCCAUAUCCGAGGAGCUGGAGUUUAAGGAAGGAGAGACGCAGCACUUUGUGGAGGUGGAGAUCCUGUACGAUGGUGAGCGGGAGAUGAGAGAGGCCUUCACUAUCCACCUCAAACCGGACGAGAAUAUGAUCGCUGAGACACAGAUGAGCCGAGCGAUCGUCUACAUCGAGGAGAUGGACAGCAUGGCGGACGUGACGUUCCCGUCAGUGCCGCAGGUCGUGUCGCUGCUCAUCUACGACGACACGUCGCGCAGCAAGGAGAACGCCCACCCGCACGCUGGCUACCCCGUCGUCUGCGUCACGGCAUGCAACCCCAAGUACUCGGAGUACGACAAGACGGGUUCCAUCUGCUCGGUGGAGAACAUCAACGACACGCUGACGCGCUACCGCUGGCUCGUGAGCGCCCCGACGGGGCCCGACGGAGUCACGAGCCCCAUGCGGGAGGUGGACACGGACACGUUCUUCACCAACACCAAGAGCAUCACGCUCGACGCCAUCUACUUCGCCCCGGGAUCGCGCGUGCAGUGCGCCGCCCGCGCCGUCGGCUCCACGGGACAGGAGGGCCUCGAGCUGCUCAGUCCCAUCAUGGUCAUCAGCAAGGAGGAAGGGCUUUGCCAGCCGCGAAUUCCGGGCACAGUGGGGGCCGAGCCCUUCUCGGCAAAACUCCGCUACACGGGGCCAGACGACCCCGACCACCCAAACCUCAUCAAGCUCACCGUAACCAUGCCCCACAUUGACGGAAUGCUGCCCGUCAUCUCCACGCGUCAUCUCUCCAACUUCGAGCUGACCCUGAGCCCUGACGGCACCCGCUCGGGCAACCACAAGUGCUCCAACCUGCUGGACUACAACGAGGUGCCGACCCGCUACGGCUUCCUCACCGAGUCCACCAAGGACCCGUCGGUCAUCGGCGAGACGCUGCCCUACCAGUACAGCAGCGCCCUGCGGGGCGCGCGCACGCUUCGCUUCUACCGCGGCCUCGACGUCGAGUCGUGCCUCUGGGAGUUCAACAGCUACUACGACAUGUCGGAGCUGCUGGCUGACUGCGGCGGAUCCAUUGGCACCGACGGGCAGGUGCUGAACCUGGUGCAGUCGUACGUGACGCUGCGUGUGCCGCUGCACGUCUCCUACGUGUUCCAUUCGCCCGUGGCCGUCGGCGGCUGGCAGCACUUUGACCUACAGUCCGAGUUGCGCCUCACCUUCGUGUACGACACGGCCAUCCUGUGGAACGAGGGCAUCGGCAGCCCCCCCGAGGCUGAGCUGCAAGGCUCGUUGUAUCCCACCAGCAUGCGCAUCAAUGGCGAGGGACGCCUGGUUGUCAACUUCCGAUCGGAGGCUCGAUUCCGCGGGCAGUUUGUCAUGUCCCACCCAGGCACGUCGCUGUCGGCCAUGGUGAUGUCGACGGACCACCCGGGCCUCACGUUCACGCUGUCGCUCGUGCGCAGCGAGGCCACGUACAACCGCCCCGAGCAGCAGUGGAGCUUCACGUCCGACUACGCGGUGCGCGACUACUCAGGCACCUACACGGUCAAGCUCAUCCCGUGCACGGCGUCGCCCAACCAGGAGUACAGCAUCCCUGCCGUGUGCAACCCUCGCGAGCCGAUCACCUUCCACCUCGACAUCCGCUUCCAGCAGGUGAGCGACCCCGUGGCCACAGAGUUCAGUCUCAACACCCAGAUGCACCUACUUUCCAAGAAGGCACUGUGGCUGUCGGACGGCUCGAUGGGCUUCGGCGAAGGCACAGACACGGCCUUCACGGAGGGCAGCACGAUAUACGGCCGAGUGAUGGUGGACCCGGUGCAAAACCUGGGCGACUCGUUCAUCUGCACCAUCGAAAAGGUGUUCCUGUGCACGGGGGCCGACGGCUACGUGCCCAAGUACAGUCCAACGCGCGCAGAGUACGGGUGCCUGGCGGACGCGCCCUCGCUGCUCUAUCGCUUCAAGAUAUUGGACAAAGCUCAGCCUGAGACGCAGGCCACGGUGUUUGGGAACGUCCCGUUCAACUCCCGCUUGGCUAUCGACGACCCGGAGGCCCUGCCACUCGUGAAGCAGCCGGGCUCGGACGGGUUCCGCAUCGACUCCACGCCACUCUUCCAGGUGUCGUCGGGCCGCGAGUGGUACAUCCACACCAUCUACACGGUGCGCUCCAAGAGCUCGGCCAACCGCGGCAUCGGCAAGCGCAGCGCCGAGCGCACGCUCUCCCGCUUCCACUCGGUGUCGUCGGCGACGAGCGGCGGCGCGGCCGCGGGAGACGUCGCCCCCCUCGCCCGCCCGCUGCGCCACCGCAGGGCCGCGGGCGACUCCGGCGAGCCCGCCCUGGCGCGGGACAUCGGCGAGGAGAACAACCGCGGCACCAACAUCCAGCACAUCUCGCUGGAGCCCGGCGCGGCCCGCCUCUCGGCCGGCCUCGACCACUCGCGCUCGGCGGACGACCGCGGGCGCCCGGGCGACCGACGGGGCGGGGGCUCCCGGGAUCGCGGCGGCGGCGGCGGCGACGGGGACGCCGGGGACGCCGGGGAGGCCGGGGCGGCGCCGUCCGUGCCGGCGAUCGUGGGCGGCGCGGCGGCCGUGCUGCUCGCGGCGUGCGUGGCUCUGUUCGUCGUCCUGGCCGCGUCCCGGCGGCGGUGGCGCCGCGGAGACGGCGGCGGCGGCGGCCGCGGCCGCCCGGCGGGAGGGAAGGCGGGAGGCGCGGGUCACGGGCCGCACGGCGGCGGGAGCAGCGAACCCAUGAUGCCGCAGCGGCUCCACGGGGGCAGCAACGGCGGCGGCGGCGGCGGGAGCAGCAGCAACAGCGACAGCUCGGAAGUGUAACUCUCGCGCCGCUCUGCGGGUGAUCUUGCGCGAGGUCGCGUCGGGAGGGCUCGUGCUCUUCACCCGGCGCGCCGGUGCUAAACGUCACGACGGCCGAAGCACUCGCCCUGUGUUUUCUCCCUUCACCUUUUUUUUUCUUUCAUUUUAUUGGUUUUGAGUUAUCUUGAAUUUUUUUUUUAACAUUAAUCAGAACUUGCAGUAAUGCAUUAUUGGUGCUUUAUAUAAAAGUGAGAUAAUUACUGUUGUAGUAUUGCCUUUCUAUUGAAAUACAUUUUUGUAUGUGCUUGUUUAGAAAUGUAGCCUAAAGGUUUUGGGUUGUGUUUGAUGGCAACUUUAAAAAUGUAAAAAAAAAAUAGCAUGUAAUAUUGCAGGGAGUGCCGUCUGAAGAGAGGGCACUUCAAUGUGACAUUUUGUUUUAAACCACUCCAGAGUUUCUUCACUUCAUAUCGUCGCUUUGUUCUCUUUUGCGUUUCUUCUUUAAAAAUAAAUCCAUCACAAUUGGCUUCCAGUAUCCCACGAAUGCUCUCAGGGUGACAGAGAUGUCACCGUGGUCUCUUCAACGUCGGGAGAAGUGCAGCGAGUUUUCACAUUUGCCUCGUGCCGUGCUUCUUGCCAAAGUGAGACCUUGACGUCAUGCCUCUCACGUUACGUCAUCCUCCAGUGGUGCUACUCAAGUGGCUCAAAUGUUUUCAUGGGGCCCCAAGAUGGAAAUAUGAAGAAGAAGAAAACGUUUAUGGUUCCCAACUCACGAUUUUGUACUGCUUUGCACGCUUACCACUAAACGCGACAAUUGAUAAUUGGCCGUGGAUAUUCACGUUGAAAUAGGCCUGAUUUGUUUCGUAAUUUGCAGAAGGUUGCUAGACAUGAUAAGCUUGGCCACAAGGAAUGAAGUUGCUUUAAGAAUCAUUUAAAGUUGCAUUAUGCAUGAUAAUGGCCAUAGGUCAUUCCAGGCAGAGUUAAAUACACUUCACGAUAUCUCUUUACGGUGUGAUUGUGCAAUCGUCCAAUUGUUCUCUCCUCAGUGCCUCUCAGUAGCUCAAUGCCAAAGCUGUGUGCUAAACUAUUCUCACAAUUUGUAAGAUAGGACACAUAGAGACUGCUUUUAGAUUUAUAUUGAAUAAAAUACGUAAAUAUGCAUUGUAUUAUUUUAUUGUUAUUAUUAUCCAGUCUAGUUUAAAUAUCAAUGCUUUGGCUUGAUUUUUUUAGUAACAUUUGUUUUAUUUUUUUGGGUGGCAGUGGGUUAAUUUAGCGUAAAUUUAGUUUUGGACUGUUUUUCUUUGCCGCUUUAAACUUUUUUUUACUUCACAUUGUCCUAUGGUUUCUUUAAAGUUACCCCAAUCAUUAAAAAUGGUGUUGAACAAUUAAUCUUAUUAAUCUGGUGACAUCAA